GGGGAGAUUUUUUUUUUUCUUUAUAGUAAACUUUGUUUCAUUGCAUCAAAGUAUUUAGUUUCAUAUAAACACGAUACAAAAUAUCACUGCAAAAUGAUUCCAAGUUUUUGGAGAUGGAGUCGCUUCUGUACUCCGGCAGUUUUUUGUUUUUUCAUCAUGUUCAGUGUAAUUUCAAGUGCGAGGGUCUACCGGCAAUUAACAGAUCAAAAGAAAGGAUUUGUAAUGCAAUCCCUACGACUGUCAUCCGGAUAUAAUAUGCCCACUGUGGGGUUAGGAUCAUGGCAGGCGAAACCAGAGGAAAUAGAGGCCUCGGUACUUGCUGCUUUAGGCAAUGGUUACAGACACAUUGACACGGCGUUUAACUACAGAAACGAAGAUGCAAUUGGUCGAAGUUUAAAAAAAUGGCUUAAAGAAGGUGGAAAACGAGAAGAGAUUUUCAUUACUUCUAAGUUGCCAAAUUAUGGAAAUAGACCCUCCGAUGUGGAAAGAUUUGCUAAAAUGUCCUUAGAAAGUCUCGGCCUUGAUUAUCUCGAUAUGUAUUUAAUUCAUAUGCCAUUUUCAUUUGUCCUAAAUGAAACAGAUUUGUCCCCAGCAGUCAAAGAAAAUGGUGAUUUUAUGUUAGAUACAUCUAGUAAUCCAGUAGCAGUGUGGAAGGAAAUGGAAAAAUUGGUUGAAAAAGGACUAACGAAAUCAAUAGGACUAAGUAAUUUUAACGAAAAUCAAAUUAUGGACAUUAUAAACAAUGCGAAAAUUAAACCGAGUAAUUUACAGGUGGAAUUACACGCUUAUCAUCAACAGAGAGCGUUGAGAGAAUUUUGUAAAUUACACAAUAUCACGAUAACAGCUUACAGUCCACUUGGAUCGCCCGGUGCCAAGGAACAUUUUAAAAAUAAAUACAAUUACAAUGCAGACAAAUUCCCCGAUCUUUUGGGACAUCCAGUGGUAAAAACAAUUGCCGAUAAAUAUAAAAAAACAACAGCACAAGUUCUUCUACGACAAAUGAUUCAAGAGGGUCUUAUUGUGAUACCAAAAAGUUCAAAUCCUGAGAGAAUUAAAGCAAAUAUUGAUAUAUUCGAUUUUAAUUUAACCGACGAGGAACUUCAACAACUUGAUAAUCUCGAUCGUGGCGCCAAAGGACGAAUUUUUUCAUUCCUCUUUUUUAAAGGAGUCGAGAAUCAUCCGUACUAUCCAUUCAAGGACGAAUUAGAACAAUGAAAAUAGGACAGGAAUUACAACGAACACAAAAUGUACAAUAAAAGCAUUCCUUACCGGUUUUUUUUUUAAAAGAGCCUGAACAACAUUUUACGUUGCAUACGAUGUUGAAGUUCACCACGACGAAUCAUCGUUUGUAUUACUUUGAUAAUGGCAUUUUCAGGAAAUUUUUGUUUAGUAAAAUCGUUGACAAUA
This is a messenger RNA of Leptopilina boulardi, 1407 nucleotides long. RefSeq names its product 1,5-anhydro-D-fructose reductase-like. The coding region runs from base 94 to 1215 and encodes 373 amino acids. The transcript has 8 exons. Gene Ontology annotation, molecular function: aldose reductase (NADPH) activity. Gene Ontology annotation, cellular component: cytosol. Lineage: Eukaryota; Metazoa; Arthropoda; Insecta; Hymenoptera; Figitidae. The record is from RefSeq and is a predicted model, not a curated record.